AUGACACCUCUGACAAACACAUCGUCGCAAAAUUCGACCUGCGCCGUGAGCAGCAAUGGCGUGACGGAUCACACCGCCAGCGACAAUGAGGGCGUGAACGCGGCGCCUGUGGAAGAGACGCCGUGCCAGAAGAGAGCGAGGGAGUUGCAGGAACGGGGAUGGCGACGAAUCAUUCGCAACUUUACGCCUUCUUGGUUUGCAGUUAACAUGGGAACUGGAAUCGUUUCCAUCCUCCUUCAUAACUUGCCGUACAAUGCCCAAUGGCUGCAGUACAUAAGUUACAUCUUCUUCGGCCUCAAUAUCCUCCUCUUUGCGAUAUUCACCUGUAUCUCUUUGGCGCGGUAUACCUUUUACCCUGAGAUUUGGUGGGCCAUGAUUUCGCAUCCGGGACAGUCGUUAUUCCUAGGUUGCUUCCCAAUGGGCUUUGCAACCAUCAUCAACAUGAUGAUCUUUUGCUGCAAGCAAUGGGGCGACUGGCUCGUCUACCUAGCCUGGGCGUUCUGGUGGAUAGACGUCCUCCUCUCCAUGGCCACCGCCAUCACCAUGCCCUUCAUCGUCAUGCACCGCCAUAAACCCGGCCUGAGCAACACCACAGCCGCGCUUCUCCUCCCCAUCGUACCGACAGUCGUUGCCGCCGCCACGGGUGGCAUCGUAGCCGAAGCGCUCCCUGACCACGGACACGCCCUCACCACCCUCGUUGCGAGCUACGUCCUCUGGGGCAUCGGCGAGUGUCUCUCCGCCUGCGUCCUGGCCCUCUACUUCCAUCGUCUGACCAUCCACUCCCUCCCGCCAAAGGAGGUCAUCGUAUCGGUGUUCCUCCCCGUCGGGCCCCUCGGCCAAGGCGGCUUCGGCAUCCAGCAACUCGGCAAGGUUGCCGUGCAGCUGCUCCCACAGACAGCGGCCUUUAGAGCAUCGGGUGUGGACGUGCUGCGUGGCGCGGAAACGCUCUACGUCCUAGGCGUCUUCAUGGGCAUGAUCAUGUGGGGAUUCGCUCUCGUGUGGGUGUGCUUCGCGCUCAUCAGCCUGGCGACCAUUCGUGAUUUCCCCUUCAAUAUGGGCUGGUGGGGAUUUACCUUUCCCCUGGGCGUGUGGGCGACCUGCACGACGAUGCUGGCUGUGAAUUUGGACAGCACCUUUUUCAAAGUAGCCUCGAUGAUUAUUUCAUUGUCAGUGCUUCUUCUCUGGAUAAUGGUAGCCAGCAGAACACUCCUACUAGCCGUCAAGGGCGACAUGUUCUUUGCACCCUGCCUCAAAGAAUUAAAAGAGAAGGAAAGAGCGGCAGCCAACGACACAAGAGUAUGA
Messenger RNA from Pochonia chlamydosporia 170, 1302 nucleotides. Its product is annotated as C4-dicarboxylate transporter/malic acid transport protein. NCBI's taxonomy places the organism in Eukaryota, Fungi, Ascomycota, Sordariomycetes, Hypocreales, Clavicipitaceae. Gene Ontology annotation, biological process: transmembrane transport; sulfite transmembrane transport. Gene Ontology annotation, cellular component: plasma membrane. The coding region runs from base 1 to 1302 and encodes 433 amino acids. Gene Ontology annotation, molecular function: sulfite transmembrane transporter activity. The record is from RefSeq and is a predicted model, not a curated record. The transcript has 4 exons.